This is a messenger RNA of Anopheles nili, 472 nucleotides long. RefSeq lists its product as uncharacterized. The record is from RefSeq and is a predicted model, not a curated record. The coding region runs from base 84 to 443 and encodes 119 amino acids. The transcript has 2 exons. NCBI's taxonomy places the organism in Eukaryota, Metazoa, Arthropoda, Insecta, Diptera, Culicidae.
GGAAGUGAAGUUAGAACCUUUGAAAAGAAUAGCCAAUCAUAGGACAACUUGUUAGAGGAAUACUCAACAAACACAGGACGAAAAUGAAGCUAAAAGUACAGAUGACGCCGAUGUUGAUGCUCGCGGGAGUUGCUCUGUGCAGCAUGCUGUUUGUCGUUCAAAGUGCUCCAGCACCAGAACAGGCAUCACAGGAUUCGCUACUGGUGCUUCCAGUAAUGCGUGAAACCGUUGGAUCGGAGCCGGUAGCCCCGUUUGAACCGAUCGAUCCAGUACCAGCUGCCAACGUUCGGAGCAAGCGAGCCAUAAUCUUCCGGCCGCUGUUCGUGUACCGGCAGCAGCAGAUCAAAAAGCAACAGGUUCUGGAUGGUUCUAACCCUCUGAAGACCAAUCCAGACAAGGCGGAUUUGAAUUACUACGCAGGACAACUACCAACGCGGCAGUAGGUUGUACACGAACGCGGAACCCUCGUACC